UGUCCCGCCCGCCCUCUGCCAGCAGGUGCACGACGCUCUCGUCUCCUCUACCUCCUGUAUGGUAACUUGUCUCUCUACUCCUCUUGUUAACACCUACAUUGAUACUCUACCUCUUCAGCCAAGACAACUUGUAAUAUGUAAUUACGAAGAUGGGGAAGACGCAGUGUGUUCUGGACCAGUAUGUAAAGGAAGUUGGGGACUUCAGCUCACAGUACGGAAGCGAUGGCUCUAUAUCCUAUGUUGCCAAUAACAUCAUUGGCAAGCCUACGCUUUACCCUGAAUAUGGGGACUUUUCCUCGGCAUAUUGCCUGCGGAGCUACGGCAAGUGGUGGACCAAAUGUGAGUCGGCCAUCACACCCAUUGAAGAUCCUAGACCCCUUCUCCCACCUAGUGUGGACUUCAUUGAUGUUAGAUACGAGUGCCCGGUAUACCCCAUACGAGUAGACUUUUAUGAAACCUAUCACCCGGGAAGUGUGGUGAGAGUCUGGGGGUCGCUGGAAGGUCAAGGAUGGAUACUUCUCUGGUCAGGAGAACCACAAACAGGACUGAAGCCGAUAGCACGAAUCUUCUCGCCACCCAUCAGACAACCUAAUCAUCUCGUGAAUUUGUUGAGAAUAGAGUUUGAUCAGCAGCAUCAGACCUAUUACUCUGCUCUCGACUCCAUCUUGUUGGUGGGCUCAACGCAUACUGCAAGCAAGUCGUUUGUAGCCACAGGAGAUUCUAUAACCUCACAAGUUUUGAAGCUUGGACUCCACACAACUAUGUGUGAGCAAGGUAUACUCGCUGGUGUACAGUUUCUCUUAUCGCAAGAAAAUCUUCAAAAGUUGGUAGCAGAGGAGCCAAGAGAAAUUGAAGAUCUCUUGAGAGAGGAGAAGGCAGAUGUGGUUAAUAUGAUAGUGAAUGAGGAGCAGUCAACAGUAGUACACGUAGCUGGAGACACAUCAACUGAGGUCAUAGCCCAGGCUGUGGAGGAUGAAGGAACAAGUGGAGGUUAUUUUGAAUUAUUGCCUGAGGAGCUUAUUCUCUACAUUCUGCGGCAGGUAGACAUCAGAAGUCUUUGUCGUUUGUCUCACACCUGUAAACUGCUCCAGAAAUAUGCCUCCGAACCUUGUUUGUACAUGCGAUUAAAUCUCAAGAAUUGCUGGUGGUUGGUAAAGAAUUCUACCUUAGAAUGUCUGUCUUCAAGGUGUUCUCUCCUGCAGGCUCUUGACCUCUCCUGGUGUGGGCCUUACAAUGCUCUUGACACAGAAACUUUCAUGGAGUUCAUUCACACAUGUGGGCGACAAUUAACAAUAUUGAGACUUAAUAAUUGUCAUUUUAUUGACAACUACUGCCUUUACAUGAUAGCUAAUGUAUGCCUUUAUCUGGAGGAAUUGAGUAUGGCCAACUGUAGCAAGGUAGACCAUCUAGGAUUUGGCGAGUUGAAGAAGGCGUGGGCUCUUAGCAGGCUGGAUCUUUCUCGCACACGUAUCGAUUUCCACACCCUACAGCUCUUGUUGCAACAUGCGAGCCAACUUCGUCACCUCAGCCUUAAUAACUGUACCCAGCUAGACAUGGAUGAAGUAGCACUUACACUUGCAACAUUCAAUCGGGGCUUAAUAUCACUGAGUGCAUGGAAGACUCAUGGCAUUACUACCAGGGGCUUUCGUGCUCUUGCCUGCAUACCUACUCUCCAAGAUCUGGACCUUGGCUGGGCACUCUCGGGAGCAAUUACAGAAGGAUUAGGAGAGCUUGUCAGAGGGUGCAAAGGCCUAAGGAGACUAUAUCUUACAGCAUUGCGAACACUCACUGAUCAUGAUCUUCACCAGCUGACUACACAUGCAGGGCAGUUAACUCAGCUAGAUAUAAUGGGAACAAGGAAUGUAACUCCAGAAGCUGUUCAAAGACUACUUCACACCUGUCAGAAUCUUGAACUUCUGGAUGUGGGUUUCUGUGAGCAGAUCCAUUCAACAGUUGUGCACCAGUGGAUACUCCAGUUUCCUAAGGUUUCCAUCAAGGGAGGACUGUGGCAUCAAGAGGAUGAGCUGGAGUCCAUGUCUUGUAAGAUACUAUAACAUGAAAUAAAAUGUACUUGUUGUUAAUCUUUAAUAACUUCAGAGUAAAAUUAUUUUUUCACUAUGAAAGGGGAAGUUUCCUAAAGGAUUUAGAAAGGGCAGUUUUUAUUAGUUAUUUAUUCAGAUAAGUCCCAAGCCUGAAGAUUGCUGGAGAUGGACAGCAUGUCAGGACAUGACAAAAUGUAUAUAGUAGUAAACAGAGCAACAUUUGGUACUUACAUUAGUCAGAUUCUGCUUGGGUCUUGGAUACCACUGGUAUGAAGAAAUCCACAAGGGCCGUGAUGAGGGCUCGAACCUACGCCUGGGAUGAUCCCAGAUGCGCCUUAGUCAACUGUGCCACAACAUGGUAACAUAAUUGCAAAAAAUUGUAAAAGAAUUUACCAUGUGGUGGUACAGUUGACUAAGGCAUAUCUGGGAUCAUCCCGGGCAUAGGUUCAAACCCUCAUCACGGCCCUUGUGGAUUUGUUCAUUUGAUAUAUCACGCUAUUGUGAUUUCUGUGUAUACCACUGGUAUGUUAUAGUACAAUAGUCAACAUUACAUUCCUACUUUCAUAGUGGCACUUCAGGAAUUAAUGUAACCUUGCCUUCAUAAUUUAUAGUGAUCUAGUCAGUUGUAUAAUAAAAUUAUAUUUUAUA
Molecule: messenger RNA, 2690 nt
Organism: Procambarus clarkii (red swamp crayfish)
Lineage: Eukaryota; Metazoa; Arthropoda; Malacostraca; Decapoda; Cambaridae
Gene: Fbxl4
Product: F box and leucine-rich-repeat gene 4
Biological process (GO): SCF-dependent proteasomal ubiquitin-dependent protein catabolic process
Cellular component (GO): SCF ubiquitin ligase complex
Molecular function (GO): protein binding
Source: RefSeq, a predicted model, not a curated record